Molecule: messenger RNA, 1728 nt
Organism: Lycium barbarum (goji berry)
Lineage: Eukaryota; Viridiplantae; Streptophyta; Magnoliopsida; Solanales; Solanaceae
Exons: 1
Coding region: 1-1728 (575 amino acids)
Biological process (GO): SCF-dependent proteasomal ubiquitin-dependent protein catabolic process
Cellular component (GO): SCF ubiquitin ligase complex
Molecular function (GO): protein binding
Source: RefSeq, a predicted model, not a curated record
AUGGGGAAAGAGUGCAAAUAUUUUCCUGAAGAAUGCUGGGAACUAAUAUUCAACCGUAUCCAUUGCCAAUCUGACUUAGAAUCAGUUUCUUUAGUAUGCAAACAGUUUCUUGCUCUCACCAAUAGUAUACGCUUCCAUUUGUCUGUAAUACACCACGGUACCCUAUCUAAACUCAUUCACCGAUUUCCGAAUCUUAUUUCUAUUGAUCUUAGUGAUUUCCACGGUGAUCUUGAUUUUAUUCUUUUUGACCUUGCCAAUUGUGUUUCCAAUCUACGACAACUUGAUAUCUCGAAUCACCAUAAAUUACCCGUCGAGGGGUUGAAGGAAUUGGGACGUAAAUUAAAGGGUUUGAGGGUUUUGAAGUGCAGAUAUCUCACUUUUAUACGUGACUCUUGUUUGUAUGCUAUAGCAGAGUCAUUUCCGUUUUUGGAAGAACUUGAUAUUAGCUAUCCAAGGACGAGUUGUGAUUUUGCCGUGACUGAUUCUGGGAUGGAGUUCCUAUCGGUUAACUUGACAAAUUUACGUAAGAUCAAUGUUUCUGGUAAUAAGCGUAUUACUGAUAGGUCCCUUGUUGCUCUUUCUAAGAAUUGUUUGAAUUUACAAGACAUUCAGGUGGAGGACACUUCGGUGACUUUAAAAGGGGUCCUUUCUGUACAGCGGGCUUGUGCUUCUUUGAGUUGGAUUUCGGUGUCCAAGAUUCAAGAUGGUCUAUCAAGUUCCGGUUUUGAAUGUUUGGCCACUUGUAGCCAAGCUUUACAGACACUCGAAGUUUCUGACUCGACUAUUUCAGAUGAAUUCCUCUUCUUGUUGGCCAACGCUUCUCUGCCUCUGCAUAAGCUUUCGCUUUCUUGGUGUACAAAUUUCACAUUACCGGGUAUCUCUUUGCUUCUGUGUGCGUAUCGGACGCUUCAGUGCUUAUCUCUGGUUGAUGUAGAUUUUUUAACUGAUGAGUCUAUGAAUGAUUUAUCCAAAUAUCUACAAUGUCUUGUUACCAUUGAUCUUAGCCAGUGUUUGAAAUUGACCAUUUCCACGUUCUUCACGCUUGCAAGAAAUUGUCCUUCUCUGGAAGCAGUUAAGAUGGACAAUACUGGUUGGGGUAUGAAAGAUUAUUUUCAUAAUGGUCUGAACAAUAAUGGUUUGGGGAUGAAAGAUUAUUCUCAUAAUUGUGUGAAGAACCCAAGAAUCCGGACUGUUAGUUUGAAAUUUAAAAUGUACCUGAAUGAUGACUCUCUCGCAAAAGUUGCUUUAAUGUGCCCCAACAUGGAGAUUCUUGAUGUGUGCUUGUGUGCAAGUCUUACAGAGGUAGGUCUUGCCUUUGUUCUUGAUGUAUGCAAUCAGAUAAGGAACUUGGAAUUUGGUAAAUGCCCAUUGAUUAAACACAUCGGAAAAGGCGCUGAACUGACUAAUCUGGAGGUAAUCAAUGCAGCUGGUUCCGCAUUAAGUGAUGAAGGCCUGGCCAUGAUUGGGAACAGAUGUUCUCGCCUAUUGAAGUUAAACUUGGAGAACUGUAAAGGAUUGACAGGAAAGGGCAUACAGGCAAUGGUGAAAAACUGUACAACAUUGAGAGUGAUAGACUUGAAGAGGUGUCAGGUCAGUGCCAGUUCUCUAAACAGUAUAGUGUCUUCAUCUUCAUCAUUGAAGAGAGUUUUCCCACCCAGUUCUGAUGGUUCUCAUGAUAGCUUGAGGGGAUUUUCCUUGCACAAUGGUUGUCUGGUUUCAUCAAGCUAA